AUGGCCUUUAAAGACCUGGACUUAUAUAGCACCAAGCUUUGGGAGCUAAAUUCCCAAUCUUGCAAUGCUUGGAUCGCGAAGUGGAAGCAUCUCCCACUAGAGAUUGCGCAACAGCCAAUCCCAGCGGAGUAUGGCACUGCGGACUUCAUCAAGGGCCCAAUUCCUGGCGAGCCGCAAACGGGACGUGGGGUCCCUCCACAGUCGGAAGAUGACCAGCUGGUUGCCUGCAGCUACAGGGUUGCCUGCAGCUACAGAGGAUUGAAGACAUUAUCUGAUUCGCUCGAUAUGCUAAUCUUCGUCGCGCGGAUGUAG
Molecule: messenger RNA, 312 nt
Organism: Penicillium psychrosexuale
Lineage: Eukaryota; Fungi; Ascomycota; Eurotiomycetes; Eurotiales; Aspergillaceae
Exons: 1
Coding region: 1-312 (103 amino acids)
Source: RefSeq, a predicted model, not a curated record